Messenger RNA from Anthostomella pinea, 1236 nucleotides. NCBI's taxonomy places the organism in Eukaryota, Fungi, Ascomycota, Sordariomycetes, Xylariales, Xylariaceae. The record is from the annotation of a GenBank genome assembly.
AUGCUCUUCCAAACAGCACUAUGGAGGCUUAGCCUGCUCGCAGGCACGGCCUCCAGCCUUGGCUUCCAGCAAAGACGUGCCCCUGAUUCCGGCCUAGAAGGGCUGGCAAGCAUCAAGACGUCGCAGUUCUGGGCCCGGGACGACCCGGAUGAAGGAGACGUGGUCACAGAUGUCUCCUGCGAGCUUCCAGUAUCCGCCAGUGACAUUGCGAACUCGACGAAGUUCCGUCGUGAUGCUCCGGCUGUGCUGUACACGCGGGCCAGCGAACCUCAGCCCCUGCCCAAGCCAGACAGCGACAGCGCGGAUGACAUGCUCAAGUUCAUCCAGGACAUCGAGAGCUCCGUUGGCGACACGGACGACAACGCCAUCCAGUUCACGCCGACGGACGACCAGUUGCGGACAUGGAAGAUCGACUGGCAGGGGCGACAGACCCCUAUCGGACUCACGGGCCUGUAUUACGAGUUUGGGAAUACGCCCCAGAAUUACAAGUUUCGAGGUCAGCUGACGGGCUGCACCGCCAUGAUUGUUGCUUCGAAAAAGGGGUUCUGGGCUGUUCACCUAUGGGAAGGAUCCAAAACCGUCAACGGAGGGAGCUCCUUUACGAAAAGGAUAAGCAACAGCGAAGUGCGAGAGCGGACGGACCCCGAGUUCAAGAAGCUAGCCGUCGACCCCCUGACCGCGGCCACGCCGUCGCGGCAGAAGGCCUACAGAACGCUCUUCAAGAGCCUCCCCGACCUCAAGGCCGACAACGGGGACCCCUUCGCAACCGGCGGGGAUGUGGACAUAUUCAUCCUGACCAAGGCCUCCGACCACUCGAACACCGCUCAGAUGUACCCCAACAAAGUAGCCGCCCUCAAAGACGCCGUCAACGGCGCCAUCCCGGGGUCCAACGCCAUCGACCCGCGAACCUACAUCGGCGCGCUCGACGACCCGACGGCGCCCGACGAUGUUCAGGGCCUGCUGACGUUCCAGUACUCGCCGUACGACCACAACAAGGCCGACGACGACUGCACGCCGAUGGCGGCCUUCCGCGUCUGGACCGAGGCCGACUCGCAGCCGGGCAUCGACAAGUCGUGGGAGGCGCUGGAGGGUCAGCAACAGGGUGGUGGUGAUGCUGGCUCGCGCAAGAGGGCUGAGCGCCCCGUCCAGCACGAGUACGACUUCUGCCUCCAGCACGACUACGACGUCUGCCGCUACGCCCACUGGGACCUGCAACAGCAAGUGCAACUGCAAUGA